UGCUACAGUCACACAGUUCCAAAGUAGUAUGUACAAACAUGGACAUUAAAAAGGCAGAAUCAGGUGGGCUGCUGAAAUGGUUUUGUGUGGGUGUUAUAGUUAUUGCCUUCAUUAUCAUUGAAUUUCAGCACUAUGGAAAAGGAUCUGAUCUGAGGAUCAUGUUGUUGGGUAAUACAGGAACAGGAAAGAGCUCCACAGGAAACACCAUUCUGGGCAGAGAUGCAUUCAGAGUAGACUUUUCACUUGAGCCAGUUACCUCAGAAUGUGAGGUCCAAAAAAGUAGAGCUUCCAGCGAUUACAUCACUGUGAUUGACACCCCAGGUCUCCUCAUGACAACUAGAACCCAAGAGAAGAUCCCACUCAAUGAAAAAAAUGAAGCAAUGAAGAGAUGUAUUUUGCUGUCGUCUCCUGGUCCUCAUGUGUUCCUGCUGGUGGUCAGACUGGGGAGAUUCACAGAGGAGGAGAGAAACGCUGCAGACUGGAUUCAGGAGAACGUUGGAGAAGAAGCUCUGAAGUUUACCAUGAUACUGUUCACUGGUGGAGAUUUGUUGGAGGGAAAACCCAUUGAAAACAUACUUAGCCAUAGUUCUGAACUUCAAUCAUUCAUGAGUAGUUUUGAAGGCAGGUAUCAUGUCUUCAACAACAAAGACAGACAAGACUCCUCACAGGUCACAGAGCUGAUGGAAAAGAUAGAAGCUUUGGUGGACAGAAAUGAAGGACAAUGCUACAACACAGACAGACAAGAAAAGAGCAGAGGAUCCACUGCAGUGGUAACUGUGAUUAUACUGGUGGCUGUUAGUGCCCUGUUCAGCCUUAUAGUUGAAGACAUUGGAAAGAUUGUGAGAAUGAAGAGAGCAAAAUAA
Colossoma macropomum (tambaqui) is the source of this 863-nucleotide messenger RNA. Its product is annotated as GTPase IMAP family member 4-like. The transcript is spliced from 3 exons. Bases 39 to 863 code for a protein of 274 amino acids. Lineage: Eukaryota; Metazoa; Chordata; Actinopteri; Characiformes; Serrasalmidae. Gene Ontology annotation, molecular function: GTP binding. The record is from RefSeq and is a predicted model, not a curated record.